Messenger RNA from Phycomyces blakesleeanus NRRL 1555(-), 1545 nucleotides. Its product is annotated as multicopper oxidase. Lineage: Eukaryota; Fungi; Mucoromycota; Mucoromycetes; Mucorales; Phycomycetaceae. The transcript is spliced from 3 exons. Bases 1 to 1545 code for a protein of 514 amino acids. Gene Ontology annotation, molecular function: oxidoreductase activity; copper ion binding. The record is from RefSeq and is a predicted model, not a curated record.
AUGCUUGUGAACGGCCAGUUCCCAGGACCGCCAAUAUACGUAACCAAAGGAGACGAUGUAGUUAUCACAGUCCACAAUCGGAUGGAAACAAACAGUCCUUCGGCAAUACACUACCACGGAAUUCGUCAAUACGGAUCAGUAGCAUCUGACGGUGUACCUGGAGUCACCCAGCCACUGAUUCAACCAGGUGGUUCCUAUGUUCACAAGUUCCGUGUACAAAAUCAGUCAGGAACAUUCUUUUACCAUGCUCAUGCUGGUAUGCAGGACGACACAAUCCAAGGUCCCUUUAUAGUCUACGAUGACGAAAAUUCCUGGCCGUCUUCGCUUGGUAAACAGCUUUCUGAUGGCCCGUUCACCUACGACGACGAGCGGAUCAUCCAUCUGAGUGAAUGGUGGCGCCAGCAUCAUCAUCAGCGUGAAUCGUAUUACCUUGGUCCCACCUUUCGAUUUGAUCACAGCGCGGAGAGUAUUCUAAUAAACGGGAGGACGAUUAACAAUCCACUCCAGAUAAUGAACCCUGCAACUUGUCCAGGCUACACAGCCCUCAACGUAGAGCCCAACAAGACCUAUCGUUUCCGCAUCAUUGGUGGAAACUCCUUCCGUACCCUUGCACUCGCCAUUAAAGACCACCCGAUGACAAUUAUCGAGGUCGACGGCGAAAAGGUCGUUCCCUACGAGACAUCUUUCCUCGAGAUUACUCCCGGCCAAAGGUUCUCAGUAUUGGUUCAUACUGCCAAUGCAGAACCAGGAUCGGCCUUUGCAAUCGCAACAAACUACAGGUACCGCCAUCGCGGUAAAGGUUAUACUGAGAACGGCUUUGGAUACAUGCGCUACGUUGCUCCCGGGCCGGGAGGAAAGAGGCCUCCAAGGGACUUUACAUACGCAAAGGACUUCCCUGUCUUUCCAGAAGAGGAUGGUGUUGGCUGGAUCUGGGAUAAGCUGCAACCACUCCAAGGCCGGGAUCAAAUUCUGGAUGAACAGCCGGAUCGUACCAUUAAGUUGAGAGCAUCGAUAAUGAAACAUGGUGACAAUACAACUCGCUAUUACAUGAAUGGAAGACCUCCUAUCGAACACGCCUUACCACUCUACAACUCUCUGACAAGAGGUCUCCGUAAGACGCCCAGACUUGAAGAACUAGAAGAAGACGGCUACAGUGCAGAACUCAAGACCUAUCCGCUUUUCUACCAAGAAACAAUCGAUGUAGUGCUUCAAAAUGCGAUGGGCGGUAUUGAUUGCCUACUUCACCCAUGGCACACCCAUGGACAUUCCCACCAUUUGAUUGCCUCUGGAGUAGGAGAAUACAACCAUGAAGAACACAAGGACAUUCGUAACUUUGCUACACCUCUAUACAAAGACGUGUCUGUCGUCUACCCCUCCGAACCCGAUCCAGUAACACGUGGAUGCGGUUGGACUAAAAUCAGAAUCAAAGCUGAUAACCCUGGUUACUGGGCCAUUCAUUGUCACAUCACUGCACAUAUGCUGCAAGGCAAAAUGGCUGUAUUUGAAGAAUCACCAGAUUUAAUCGAAGCUUUUAGCGUAUACUAA